AUGCAGCGAGUGCGGCAGCGUCGCGGGAAGCUUACGAAAGCCAAGCCCGACUUGGCGAAAGAAAAGGCUGCGUUACACCGCGUCUUGGGUGAGCCCGUGAUUCAAUUGGAGGCUCGACCACCAGGGGUCCAGGAGAUUUUGUCUCGUGGUGGCGCCGUCGAGCAGCUCCGGGAUCGCUUGGAUCGCUUGAGCGGCGAGAGCGGCGGGAGGCCAUGCCCAGUGGAUCCCUCGAAAUGUUUGCACCAACUCCGUGUGGACGAGGACAUCUUGUACUUCCCCUUCGAGCCUUUAGCACCCCAGAAAGCUGUGGCAAGUUACAGCAUCAAAGCAUGUGAUCGCGGUGGGAUCGCUUUUCUGGAAUCCCCCACAGGCACCGGAAAAAGCCUGGCUCUGCUGUGUGCAGUUCUCGCCUGGCAGCGGCGACAAGCCGAAAAAGUGACGACGGUGCCGCAGAUCGUGUAUGGAGUUCGGACACAUAGCCAGAUCAAACAGAUCGUUGGUGAGCUACGGAAGUGUGGAUACAGGCCCCGCAUGGCUGUCAUUGGCAGCCGCGAUCAGUUGUGUGCCAACGAGACCGUGAAAUCGGAGGCGCGCCGCGGUCGCGUGUCUUUGAACCUCAGCUGUCGCCAAGCGGCGCGUUGUGCGGUGGCCAACCUGCCGGGAGGCUGCAACCUCUAUCGAGGUUUGGGACAGAACAGCUAUGCGCAGCGUGUUCAUGAUCGAUAUGGCCAAGCCGGGCGCAUUUGGGAUGUGGAAGAGUUGUUAUCAUGUGCCCAGCCGAAAGCUUCUGACCAAUUUCCAGGAUGCCCGUACUACACAGCCCAUGUCUUGGCAGGAGAUGCAGACAUCGUGUUCUGCCCGCAGAACUACAUUCUGGAUCCGUCGGUGUCUCAAUGCCGUUCCCAUCAUCGUGAACGCUGGUCCUUAAAGGGUCGGAUCGUGAUCAUCGAUGCCCCUGGGCAGUGCGGUGACGGGGGUCCUUAA
Cladocopium goreaui is the source of this 984-nucleotide messenger RNA. Lineage: Eukaryota; Dinophyceae; Suessiales; Symbiodiniaceae. The record is from the annotation of a GenBank genome assembly.